AGUAGUGUUAUGAGCCGGAUGAUUUACAAACUAUACCCUUUCCGUGACUAUUUCAACGCCGGACGGUACCCAGGACCGUCUGCGCGUUCGUCGCUCCCAAACCGCCGAGUGUUGGUGAGAGCCUCUGAACCUGCUGUUAAAGAUCAUGGUCUAAUUAGCUCCUGAGGUGAAGCAAUGACGGUGAUCACCUGCAGCAGAAGACCCUACAAGAGUUGGAGGAGGAAUCUCCAAACCACAUGAAGAUGGCAGCGCAGUCAAGAAGUGCCGGUGGGUUUCCGUUCGAGGAGCUUCUGGCUCUCUACAGCUACAAGGUGUCUGACAUAGAGAAAACAACGUGUCACAUGGCCGCCAGACUUCCGAACAUGACUCUGGACAAGGAUCAGAUAGCGGGAAAUCUCUUUCCUGGAGAAGAGGAAGAAGAGUGCUCAGAAGACCUCAGCAGCUUAGUGUCCUCGAAAGGCUCUGACCUUCUCGACCAACUUCAAGGUGGAAACAAAGAUCAGCUGGUCAGCUCAUCAGACGAGGAGCCUGAUGACGCCUCUACUCCCUCGAAUGAGGAUCACAAGGAGAUCAUGGUCGGCUCCAUGUACCAAGCAAAGAUCCCUCCACUGAAUCCGUAUAACUACAGUGAGCGAGCCUCAUUUCUAGCAUACAACAACGAGGACCAGCUGCUGUGGAAGCCAGGUGUUCUGUCUACACGUGAAGUGGAAGACUUCCUUCUGUCCGCUCAGAGAACAAAUGCUCUGGAGGGAAACUUUGUGAAAGAUAAUGAGCAGGCCUUGUAUGAACUGGUGAAGUGUAACUUCAAUGCAGAGGAAGCACUGAGACGCCUGCGCUUCAAUGUGAAAGUUUUCAGUGAUCUGUGCGCGUGGAGUGAAGAAGAGUGCAGGAACUUUGAAACUGGAUACAAAGUGUACGGGAAAAACUUCCAUCUCAUUCAGGCCAACAAGGUACGAACGCGUUCUGUUGGGGAAUGCGUGGAGUAUUACUACAUGUGGAAGAAGUCCGAGCGCCACGAGUACUUCACACAACAAACAACAAGGCUGACCCGUAAAAAGUACAACAUGCAGUCAGGGAACAUGGAAGAUGGCGACCCGGACCAAGAGGUUGGAGAAACGGAGGGGAGCAACCAUUUAUUGACUCAAAACUCCAUGGCUCCUACAAAACUAGUGUCUCCAUUACCUCCACAGUCCAGUCUGGACCGAGGCAAAAAAAGAGGAGCAGAGUCGCCCCCGCCGCAGACGAACUCCCCGCUUUCACUUAAAGCCGUGACCUCUGUCCAGACAGGCUUCAGAAAGCAGGCAGAGCCUGCAGAUGUGGAGCUGCUGCCGAGGAUGUCGGAGCUGCACGGCGACGGCUCUACAACGCAGCUGUCAGGCUUCUCCUUGCCAACUGAGGACCAGCUGCUGUCCCAACCCUGUCCUCCGAGCUCUCUGUGGUCCCGCCCGGAACACCCAUCACGCCUCUUCCUCCAGCUGCACAGACUUGACGGGCCUUGUCCCCCCGAAGGGUCCCAACGUGGUGCAGCACGCGCAGAGACCGACCCGUCUGUCUGCUGCAGGUGGAACUCAGCCUGCUGCGUGUCUCACUUCACAUCUAGUGUCCUGGGCAGUCUGCUGCACCGCCCUCUGGUCUAUCACCGGCGCUCGCUCUCACAGUGAGUCACCCACAGCCUGGAUAGAGAGAGAGGAGCAGUGCCUCUGUCUUGGGACCUUUCUCUUUUUUCUCUUUUUCAACAUUGUUUAUACGGCCGCACGUCCCGUCUCCUGUCACCACACCGCUGUCAUCAAGAAGUGCUGAUCAUGAGUUUAUAAUGAUGGCAUUGUGGAGGACGCACCAUUGCUCAGUCCCCAUUUUAAGUUGACUUCCAGUUCUACUCAGGGGGUCUACUCUCCUAUCAUGUAACUGCUCGGACACGUCAGACUGAUGGUCUGCAUUAAAUUCUCUACCUCCAUCGUCCCCACUGCAUUUUCUUUUUCUUAUAUUUAUGUCACAGCCCGUUCUCCUACGGUGGUGACAAAUGUGUGAUUGUUUCUUUUUCUUACAAACCCUGCUGAACAAUAUAGUACCAGUUCUCCCACUAUCUACAAUUUGAAUACCUUUUGUAUCUUGAAGUACUAUUUAUUGUAGGUUUUUAGCAAUAUGACUUUCCGAAAAGAUCACAGAGACUGGUCCAGUGGGUGGAUGUGAUUGGCUUUCACCAGUUCCAGCAUCAAACACGAGAUGGCAACAGUUUAAAAAAAUGCUGAGUCUUCAUUUUGAAGAUAAUAUUUAGGUAAGCAGCAGGCCAGUCUUGAUCCAUUUCACUUCUGUAUUUCCAUAAUUGUGAUGAACAUCUGCCAGUUGCCAUCAGAAUGUAUCAGAAAAUGUCAUAUUAACUUGCAUCUGCCGCCACUCUCAUCUGGGUGAAAGAAAAACUGAUCUGCUUUGUUUUCAUUUAGCGUUUCUGAUACAGAAUCAUACAUGAAUCAAAACUCAACGUGGCUUUUAAAUGUGCUUUGACGUUCUUUUUCCAUUGAAAUGUACAUAUCAGGGAGGGACUUCAUAUUCCUGUCGUCAACGCUUCUAUUUAUUUCUUCCCUCUCGAUUAGUGUCCUGUUUACUGCAGCUUACAACCAAAUGGGAUCUUUGUUUGUGUUUAUAUGAUGAGAUUAUUAUUAUUGCGCAGUAAAGAGCCACUUGUUUGUCCAUGCUUCAAACAUUAUCUCUGAAAUUUUAAUCUCGCUUUUGUUAUGUACAUAACUGUUAUAUUUUGUAAACAAGAUUAAACAAUGAUGAA
Synchiropus splendidus (mandarinfish) is the source of this 2779-nucleotide messenger RNA. RefSeq names its product mesoderm induction early response 1, family member 2 (gene mier2). NCBI's taxonomy places the organism in Eukaryota, Metazoa, Chordata, Actinopteri, Syngnathiformes, Callionymidae. Gene Ontology annotation, biological process: negative regulation of transcription by RNA polymerase II. Bases 237 to 1661 code for a protein of 474 amino acids. The record is from RefSeq and is a predicted model, not a curated record. Gene Ontology annotation, cellular component: nucleoplasm. Gene Ontology annotation, molecular function: histone deacetylase binding; transcription corepressor activity. The transcript is spliced from 13 exons.